This is a messenger RNA of Zonotrichia albicollis (white-throated sparrow), 1881 nucleotides long. Its product is annotated as alveolar macrophage chemotactic factor-like. Gene Ontology annotation, molecular function: chemokine activity. Gene Ontology annotation, biological process: chemotaxis; immune response; defense response. NCBI's taxonomy places the organism in Eukaryota, Metazoa, Chordata, Aves, Passeriformes, Passerellidae. The record is from RefSeq and is a predicted model, not a curated record. Gene Ontology annotation, cellular component: extracellular region.
AUGAACCCGUACCUCUCUCUCCUCCUGGCCGCCGCCGCUCUGUGCCAGGGUGCGCCGCUGGCCGGGGAGCUGCGCUGCCGCUGCGUGCGGACCGUGUCCGAGGUGAUCCCGCCGCGGCGCCUGGCCCGCCUGGAGUUCCUCGCCGAGGGGCCGCACUGCGCCGUGCCCGAGGUCAUAGCCACGACGAAGAAGGGACUGACCAUCUGUCUGGACCCCGUCGCUCCCUGGGUCAAGCUCCUGGUCACCAGGAUCCUCCGUAGCUCAGCCAACAAGCUGUGCAUGAGGGAAGGAACUCCUCGGAAUGAAGUUACCUGUUUGCCACAAGAUCCCAGGAAACAGAUGCUGUGAGGACACAAUAGCUCAGCUCUCUAGUUUUGAUGGAUUUGUAGAUCUGAUGUUCUAUGUUUCAUUCCCUCUCCUCAUAGUUGUUAUUGCCUAAUCCUCUGUAUGGUUUUAUUGACUGAGACAAAAUGAUUGAAUCCAUUUGAUAAGACAGUGGAAGCUUUGCUGGACACCUCUCAGCAGCCUUCUCAGAACUUGCUCCACCUUUGUGCAAACUCCUUCUUGCCAAAUUCUGUUUGCCAAUAAGUUCCUAUAAAAUAUUGAUAUCUGAAAAGAAGAUGAAUGCAUCAUGAAGAUGAUUUUGUAAACGUCUGCAGAGAGUGUGACAGGAGAGGUUUGAAUGGAUUGUGCCGAUAUCCUUGCAUCAGGAAUAACAAGAGUGCUGGCUGGCACUUAACAUUGCAGUGCCUGUCCAGGAUUACAUGGGAAUAAAACCUGAUUCAGGCAAGAAUGUUUUGCUGAAUCUCUUUUUCCUACUCCAACUCUCCAGCCUCUAAUACAGAUUGCCUUGGACCUUUUUGCACAAUGUGCUAUCUAAUGAAAUCACAAAUUUUGCCCCUGAAGUCUUUUUCUCCUAUUCAAUACUUAGAAGGAUUUAAUAAUUUCUAUGAAAUUGUGGGGGUUUGUGCCAUGACUGGUUUGGGUUUUAACCAGAUAAUGUUGAGGUUGGUUAGCUGGUUUGUUUUUAAAUGAGUUUACAUUACAAUAUUUGGUAUUUAUGCACAAGAUCUAAAGGAACAGUAAAUGUUCUGGAGAGACUUAGACAUUUUAUGUCUACUCGUAUGACAUAGUGUCAUGACUCAUAAAGAAUAACUAAUAUUCAUUAUUCUGCUUUGGAAAAUUGUAUGUAAAGAGGUGGAUUUCUCAUGAUAAUGUAAUGAAAUAUAUAAUGCAAUAAAAAUGUUUUCCUGUUGAAAAACGUCCCAGGUUUUUGUGAAUUCCAUGUUAGCUGGAGCUGUGUACCUGUGUCAGUUGGGCCAGUGGGAUGCAGGGAAGCAGCGACCUCUGUGUACCCUGGGAUUCCUGGACACACUUGCAGAGCAGCUCUCUCUGAAGGGUCAGGGGCACUUUGUGCCAAGCAAACGUGUUUCUAUACUCAGAGGCACAUUACUCGAACCCUCUGAUGUGAAGCUGACCUGAGCUGCUGGUAUGAAGAGAGAUUAACCCCAGGAUGGAUGAAUGGAAUCCAGGCACACCCCUGCAAUCUGCAGGAAUUUCUAUUCUUCUGUUCUCCAGCCCACCUGGAAGCGGGCUGUGUUUAAAGUUAAAGGCAUUUUGCUGGGUGGGAAGGAGUUAACAGUGUUUACUAUGGUAGGAAACAGUAAAAGUUUGCAACAGUAAAUUUGUUUCCAGAAGAGAAAUGGUUCGGGUCCCAGCUGUAACAAGGAUCUCUGGCACUUCUGAAAGCCAAGAAUCCCCUUGUCUGGAUUCCUCAGUGCACAUUUCCGGGACAAACAAUCUCUUCUGUCACUAGGUACAUGGUACUUGUUUAGUGACAAAUCUACUGAAAUGAAAUGAAACCCACAUGAAAUCCACAUG